Messenger RNA from Strongylus vulgaris, 216 nucleotides. The record is from the annotation of a GenBank genome assembly. Lineage: Eukaryota; Metazoa; Nematoda; Chromadorea; Rhabditida; Strongylidae.
AUGUUUGGCCAGAACAUAGUAACCACAGGACGCCUUAUCCGCGUUGAGGCACACUUUGCUUUUCUACAAACACAAACACAUGGACGCGUAUUCUGCUCUGAAACUCCCAUAACAGGACCAAUAUCGAAUUUUGCAAUUGGAGAAGAGGUUGACGUUGACAUAGUUCCACAGAAGACGUACGGAUGCAAUUGGAUGGCAGUGAAUGUAUGGAUUUGA